Messenger RNA from Nerophis ophidion (straightnose pipefish), 3621 nucleotides. Its product is annotated as solute carrier family 2, facilitated glucose transporter member 4-like. Gene Ontology annotation, biological process: monosaccharide transmembrane transport. NCBI's taxonomy places the organism in Eukaryota, Metazoa, Chordata, Actinopteri, Syngnathiformes, Syngnathidae. Bases 378 to 1877 code for a protein of 499 amino acids. The record is from RefSeq and is a predicted model, not a curated record. Gene Ontology annotation, molecular function: hexose transmembrane transporter activity. Gene Ontology annotation, cellular component: membrane. The transcript is spliced from 11 exons.
AACGGGCUGUGGAAAGGGGUCCAUUUGGCAUGCCCUCUCAAAAUAGAAACAAUGACACGUGGUUUGUUAAGGUCAAGAAAAUAUCCCGGGACUGCUCGUUGUCCUCUGUUGCGGGACGUCAAGAUCAGUGAUCAUGAUAUAUCUGCCCACCGCUAACUCCGCCCCACACUCUGCCUCCUAUUCUGUUGGAAUGUGGUUGGUGUCUACUACUUAGCUGGACUGAUCUUCAAAAUAAGAUAUACACUCUCAAGGACUUUCUUCUUCUUCUGCAGUUUUUGUAAGGGGGUUUUGACACUGAGGUUUCGGAGUAGUUGGGGGUUGGGGGGCGUUCUCACGUGUCUCCACUUGUGUCACCAAGCGGGUGGGCUGCCAAAGUCAUGCCGGCCGGGUUUCAGCAACUGGGAGGAGAGACGGUGACUGGAACCCUCGCCCUGUCAGUCUUCACUGCUGUACUGGGAUCACUGCAGUUUGGCUACAACAUCGGCGUUAUUAACGCGCCCCAAAAGAUUAUUGAACAGGACUACAACACAACGUGGUUUCAUCGCUAUGGACAGCCGAUCCCUACUGGGACACUUACGUCCUUGUGGUCUUUGUCUGUGGCCAUCUUCUCCAUCGGGGGCAUGUUGUCCUCCUUCUGUGUCGGUUUUGUUUCGGAGUGGUUGGGAAGGAGGAAGGCCAUGCUCAUCAACAACCUGUUUGCAUUCAUCGGUGGGAGCCUGAUGGGAAUGUCCAAACUGUGUCGCUCCUUCGAGAUGAUGAUCCUCGGGCGCUUCAUCAUUGGCUCCUACUGUUUGGCAUCGGGCUUGACCCCCAUGUACGUGGGUGAAAUUGCACCAACCAGCUUGCGGGGAGCACUGGGGACGCUGCACCAACUGGCCAUCGUUAUUGGGAUUCUCAUUGCACAGGUUUUGGGCCUGGAGUCGUUACUCGGCAGUGAGGAAUUAUGGCCUCUCCUGUUGGGGCUGACGGUGGUCCCGACUGUCUUCCAGAUGGGGCUCUUGCCUUUCUGCCCCGAGAGCCCUCGCUUUCUCUACAUAGUACGCUGCCAGGAACACCAUGCAAAGAGUGGCUUGAGGAGGCUCACCGGCCGCCAAGAAGUGGGCGACCUGUUAGCUGAGAUGAAAGAGGAGAAGAGAAGGAUGGACAUGGAGCGUAAAGUUUCCAUUGUGGAGCUCUUUCGCUCGCCUAUGUACCGUCAGCCCAUUGUCAUUUCUAUCCUGUUGCAACUUUCCCAGCAGCUAUCCGGCAUCAAUGCCAUUUUCUACUACUCCACUAGUAUCUUCACUAAGGCCGGAGUACAGAGUCCCGUUUACGCAACAAUAGGAGCCGGCAUCGUCAAUUGCGCUUUCACCGUAGUGUCGCUCUUCCUGAUUGAGAGGAUGGGUCGGAGGACGCUACAUAUGCUCGGACUCGGCGGCAUGUGCAUCUGUGCCAUCAUCAUGACUACAGCACUCAGCUUAUUGGAUAGUGUUCCAUCUAUGAGCUACGUUAGCAUGCUGGCCAUUUUUGGAUUUGUGGCUUUCUUUGAAGUGGGGCCGGGUCCAAUCCCAUGGUUUUUUGUGGCCGAAUUGUUUUCCCAGGGUCCCAGACCAGCCGCCAUGGCAGUGGCAGGCUGCUCCAACUGGACUGCUAACUUCCUUGUUGGCAUGUGCUUCCAGUAUAUUGCUGAUAUUUGUGGUCCGUACGUCUUCCUGAUCUUCGCCGGUCUACUGCUUUUUUUCCUGGUCUUCACGUUCUUUCGUGUCCCUGAGACGCGAGGCAAAACCUUUGACCAGAUUGCCACCAACUUUCAGCAGCACUCUGAUGGAAUGAUGGACAUGAAUAUGGACAAGACCAGCACAGAACUGGACUACUUAGGCGAUGAGAUAACCGAUUAAGACCAGUCUGGGAGAGAGAAAGAGACUCCUUGUAAUGAAAAUGUAUAUUGUUUCAAAUGGUGUGUGGUGUUCUCCAAAUAUUUCUAAGGCCACAUAAGGGAAUUCCUGCACUUUAACGCCAAGUACUGCCACAUUUAGCAGCUUCUUGAACUUCUGCAUAUUUGUUUGUUUUUGUAUUACUUAACAUAGUGAAUCAAAACUGGUAUCAAUAAAUCGUACAAGUAAACAGUCUUGUUGAAAACAUUUAAAAGCUUCUAUUUCCCCAUUACUACGUGCGAGUGUUUUACACACAAAAAUACAACUAACCCAUUGAAAAAUACACAAUACUUGUAUUGGAAAAAAAAAAAAAUGCAAAUUUGAAUCAAUUUCGAAAUAUUUAAAUCUCUGCGUUUAGAAAUGUCCAAUUUUACAUGAUUCUCCACAUCUGAAAAUACACACACAAGUGUAUGUAUACAUAAUGUAUAUACACACACCCGAACGAGUGUAAUGUAUGUACACAAGCAUGUAAUGUAUACACAUGUAUGUAUAUGCCCACACACAUGUAUACAUGUGGGCACAAGUAUAUACAAACGUCAAAAAUCAGUGACGUUAUGUUGUGUAAAUUGUAAAUAAAAAUACAAUUCGCAAAUCCUUUUCAACCUAAAUUAAAAUGAAUAGAUUGCAAAAACAAGCAAUUUAACAUUCAAACUGUAAAACUACAUUUUUGCCAAUAUUACCUCAUUUGUAAUUUGAUGCUUGCAACAUGUUUGAAAAAAAAAAAAAUGGUACAAACGACUGAGAAAGUUGAGGAACGCCCAAACACUUAUUUGGAUCAUCCCACAAGUGAACAGGCUAAUUUUAAACAGGUGGGUGCCAUGAUUGAGCAUUUCAUGGAAGCUGCUUUUAUACCCAAUCAUUGACAAACAAGGAUGGGGCAAGGGUCACCACUUUGAACAAAUUGUCAAACAGUCUAAGAACAUUUCUCAACGAGCUAUUGCAAAGAAAUUAGGGAUUUCACCAUCUAUGGUCCGUAUGACCAAAAGGAUCAGAGAAUCUGGAAAAAUCACUGCACGUACGCGAUAUUACGGACCUUCGAUUCCUCAGACGGUACUGCAUCAAAAAGCGGCAUCAGUGUGUAAAAAGAUAUCACAUGGGUUCAAGAACACUUCAGAAAACUAAAUGUCAGUAACUACAGUUUGUUGCCUCAUCUUUUAGUGCAAGUUAAAACUGUAUGCAAAGCGAAAACUCUUUAACACCCAGCUUUGCUGGGCCUGAGCACAUCUAAGAUGGACUAAUGUAAAGUGGAGAAGUAUUCUGACGAGUCCACAUUUCAAAUUGUUUUUGGAAACUGGACAAAGACCAAAAAGGGAAAGAACCAUUCGGAUUGAUAUAGGUGCAAAGUUAAAAAAAAAAGCAUUUGUGAUGGUAUGGGGAUGUAUUAGUGCCAAAGGCAGGGGAAACGUGCACAUUUGUGAAGACACCAUUAAUGCUGAAAGGUACAUACAGGUUUUGGAGCAACAUCAUGGACACCCCUGCUUAUUUCAUCAAGACAAGGCUAAGCCACAUGUACAUAGUAAGAGUGCAGGUAAUACUGGCCUGUCUGAACAACUUAUGCUGUACAUCAAGCAAGAAUGAGAGUUCCAUCUGAAAAGCUUAAAUUGUUCCUCUGUUCCCAAGCAUUUGCCCCUCUGCCAACAUUUUUGCAAUGUGUUGCUGCUACUAAGUUAAUGAUUUGCAAAAAAAAUAAAACUCAAUUCAAACAAUA